GACAUGUGGCUGCUCUGAAUGCAACAACUUGCACGAACACUACAAGAACACAGCACCACAUUCAUGAGAUUAUGGCGGACACACAACCCAGAGAAGGUGAUCUAAGCUGGAGGCUGAGCAGCCACCCUAUCACUCUUCUCACGUUCCUUGGAUUCCGUAUAUCUAGUUUACUCGUCUAUAUACUCGGUCUAUGGUUCACUAAGAACUUCAUCCUCGUUUUCGUUCUUACGGUCGUGCUCCUCUCAUUUGAUUUCUACUACCUGAAGAACAUCGCCGGGCGACGCCUGGUUGGCCUUCGCUGGUGGAACGAGGUCAAUCCACAAACAGGAGAUUCACACUGGGUCUUUGAGUCGGCAGAUCCAGAGACAAGAGUGCAGAAUGCGACAGACAGACGCUUCUUCUGGCUCGCACUGUAUGCGCAGCCCGCCUUGUGGGUCUUAAUGGGCGUCGUGGCUAUAAUCAAAAUUAUCAGCCUUCAGGAGUUGACGCCUCUUUGGAUAACGCUCGUCGCCAUCGCACUUGUCUUGACCGGCACCAACACGCUCGCCUUUUCACGAUGCGAUCGCUUCAGUCAAGCAAGUGGUUUGGCGUCGAGCGCUUUCUAUGGUAGUGGAUUAGCGCGGAAUGUCGCCUCUGGCAUGGUCAGUCGUUUCUUCAGUCGUUAAUCACGACGAGCAAAAUUAUAGAGAGGAAAUGAAAGGAGGCGCAGCGUUCGAUGGGCCGAUCGUCGCCCUGACAUGAUUUUGGGCGAUAUGCGGCCGUGUAAGAUAUCCAAACCGAAUGUUAAACAAAGCAUUUUCGGGGUCAAUGGGACCGUGUUGCAGACCGGUGAUGUGCAGAUCCGCGCGAUUACUGACAGAAGUUGGGCAUCAAGGCACCGGAUAACUUCCUCAGCCACGCCUUCGAAAAAGUCAAGCAGCGGACUUUCUUACCUCGCCCCAUAGUCAAGAGCGGAGUAAAAUCAUGCUAGAGGAAUCUAAUAUUCCGAAAGUCUUCUUGCUUAUCGACGAACUGAGUCAGAAUUAGACCGGAUUGCUUUCGCUUAUUGCGAAGGUUGAGCAAUCAUCACCGUAAACACUCCGCCCCUUUCACCCUUUUAGCAAAUGUGCACAUGUAACCAACGCCUCAUUUCUUUUUCACGCAAAGGAGAGACUGG
Verruconis gallopava is the source of this 1156-nucleotide messenger RNA. RefSeq lists its product as uncharacterized. Gene Ontology annotation, biological process: protein secretion; vesicle-mediated transport. The transcript has 3 exons. Gene Ontology annotation, cellular component: Golgi membrane. NCBI's taxonomy places the organism in Eukaryota, Fungi, Ascomycota, Dothideomycetes, Venturiales, Sympoventuriaceae. Bases 72 to 665 code for a protein of 197 amino acids. The record is from RefSeq and is a predicted model, not a curated record.